Molecule: messenger RNA, 477 nt
Organism: Trypanosoma theileri
Lineage: Eukaryota; Euglenozoa; Kinetoplastea; Trypanosomatida; Trypanosomatidae
Exons: 1
Coding region: 1-477 (158 amino acids)
Source: RefSeq, a predicted model, not a curated record
AUGGGGGCUGCCCAAUCGCGGCGCACAGCUUACGCACUUCCAUCUCCCAGGGAAAAGCCAAACAUACCUCACACAUUGUUGUGGUGGGGAAGGCGGUGGGGUGCCAACAAACCAAAAAUACCUAUGAAGCAAAAUGUUCUUAUGGGGGCGAUGUGUUCUUAUGGGGGAAUGUGUUCUUAUGGGGCGAAAUGUUCUUGUGGGGGAAUGUGUUCUUAUGGGGCGAAGCGUUCUUAUGGGGCGAAAUGUUCUUGUGGGGGAAUGUGUUCUUAUGGGGCGAAGUGUUCUUAUGGGGGAAUGUGUUCUUAUGGGGCGAAGCGUUCUUAUGGGGGAAAAUGCGUUCUUAUGGGGCGAAGUGUUCUUAUGGGGGAAUGUGUUCUUAUGGGGGAAAGUGUUCUUAUUGUGCUUAUUUUUCCUUUUCUGCAUUUCCCAUGGAUAUUUCCUUUUCACACUGCACAUGGCGGUGGGGGAACUCCUUAA